Molecule: messenger RNA, 1695 nt
Organism: Prionailurus viverrinus (fishing cat)
Lineage: Eukaryota; Metazoa; Chordata; Mammalia; Carnivora; Felidae
Gene: XRCC3
Product: X-ray repair cross complementing 3
Exons: 7
Coding region: 85-1137 (350 amino acids)
Biological process (GO): double-strand break repair via synthesis-dependent strand annealing; resolution of mitotic recombination intermediates; telomere maintenance via recombination
Cellular component (GO): Rad51C-XRCC3 complex; replication fork
Molecular function (GO): ATP-dependent DNA damage sensor activity; ATP binding; four-way junction DNA binding
Source: RefSeq, a predicted model, not a curated record
CUGGGGGGUUUGCACUGACAACGAGCACAUCGGCAUUUGUGUCCCUGGGAGAUUAUCCGUGGUCGCAGUCAACCUGUUGAAGAAAUGGAUUUGGAUCAGUUGGACCUGAAUCCCAGAAUUAGUACUGCGCUCAAGAAAGCCAAACUGAAGUCAAUAAAGGAGGUUUUGCAUUUUUCUGGACCAGACCUGCAGAGACUAACCGGCCUCUCCAGCCUCGACGUGCAACACUUGCUGAGAACGGCCUCCCUGCACCUGCGGGGAAGCAGCGUCUUCACAGCUCUGCAUCUGCACCAGCAGAAGAAGAGGUUCCCCACCCAGCACCAGCGCCUGAGCCUGGGCUGCCCCGUGCUGGACGGCCUUCUCCGCGGCGGCCUGCCCCUGGACGGUGUCACCGAGCUGGCCGGUCAUAGCUCCGCCGGGAAGACCCAGCUGGCCCUGCAGCUCUGCCUGACCGUGCAGUUCCCUCCGCGGCACGGAGGCCUGGAGGCCGGGGCCGUGUACGUCUGCACCGAAGACGUCUUCCCGGACCUGCGUCUGCAGCAGCUCAUUGCGGGGCAGCGGCACCUGCGGACGGAUGUUCCGGGAGAGGUGAUCGACAAGAUGAAGUUUGGCCACCAGAUCUUCAUCGAGCACGUGGCCGACGUGGACGCCCUGCUAGAGUGUGUGAGUAAGAAGGUGCCCGUGCUGCUGUCGCGGGGGAUGGCCCGCCUAGUGGUCAUCGACUCCGUGGCGGCCCCGUUCCGCUGUGAGUUUGACGGCCUGGCCUCAAUGCCCAGGGCCAGGCGUCUGCAGGCCUUGGGGGCCACCCUGCGCCGGCUGAGCAGCACGUUCCGUAGCCCCGUGCUAUGCAUCAACCAGGUGACAGAGGCCAUGGAGGAGCGGGGCACGGCACCCGGGCCACAAGGUCUCUGGGAGGAGCGGGUCUCUCCAGCCCUCGGAAUGACCUGGUCCAAUCAGCUCUUAAUGCGGCUGAUGGUCAGCCGGCGCCGCCCCGAGGAGGAAGCCGUCCUCCCCCCGCCCGGCCGCCCUGACCGCACCCUGCGGGUGAUCUUCGCCCCUCACCUGCCCCCCUCAUCCUGUUCCUACACCGUCAGCAUGGAGGGGGUCCGGGGGACUCCCGGGACCGAGGCCCGUUGACGUGGCAGCUGCAGAACGGCCGGCCAGGUCCCAAGAAACCCCGAGUCUGGCCGAGCCCUCCACACUCUGCGGGCACAGGGGACUCACGUCUUGACCCGGGACACCCAUCGCUGGGACAGGGUCUGCUCCAGGGGUUGGCUGCCCCUUCUCAACGGCGGGAAGGCAGUAAGCACGGAUGACCCGCCUGACGUGGCCUCCCCCCGGGCAGGGCUGUCUGCCUUCACGCCCCAUGCCCCCACUGCCCCCCACGCUGCCUGGCACAGCGGGCCCUGGACCCUUUCGCCAUGGCCUGUUCUCUGCCGGGCACUGUCCUAAGUAAUUCAUCCACAUUGGAGUGCGUCUCCUUCGCGGCCCCUGGGGAUGGGCACAGUUACCGUCCUUGGUCUCAGGGAAACUGAGGCAGAGAACAGUGAAGUGACUUGGCCAACCUCCUGCAACUCCGUGAGCCAGAGGCUGAUCCCCAGGCUGGUACCAGGAGGGCAGGGACAUAACCUGACCCAGUACUAGGGUGGAGGCAGAGGUCCCCGUAACUGGGCAGACUCGCACUGUUUUGACAUU